Messenger RNA from Cuscuta campestris, 2095 nucleotides. The record is from the annotation of a GenBank genome assembly. NCBI's taxonomy places the organism in Eukaryota, Viridiplantae, Streptophyta, Magnoliopsida, Solanales, Convolvulaceae.
UUCCGUCCGCAUUAAAUCCCUCCGUCUCCCUCACACGGGGAGCAAUUGAACUGUCAUUUCUCCCACCCGCCGGCCGCCCCCGCUCUCUAUAGCUUUUGAAAUUCGAAUUCCUCUGGUUUUUUUCAAUAGGGAGAUCUGGAAUCGAAUGACGGGGGCGAGAUGUAAAUGGCGGCGGAUUCUGAGGCCGCUGGUUUCGAUUUCAUGGAGUUUCCUCCUCGCCUCGAUAUUCGUUUCGGCCGAGAGGAGUUUGAAGAGGGAAGAAGCUCCGAACCAUCGCGCCGCGCACUGUUCCGGCGCGGAUCGCCGGUCGUCGUUCGUCAAUUUCCUGUGGCAGUCAAAUAAAUCCGGUUUCGAGCACGUCUGGCCGGAAAUAAAAUUUGGAUGGAAUAUAGUUGUCGGCAGCGUAAUUGGUUUCUUGGGAGCAGCAUUUGGCAGUGUAGGUGGUGUAGGAGGGGGUGGCAUAUUUGUUCCCAUGCUUACUCUUAUUAUAGGAUUUGACCCAAAAUCAGCUACUGCAAUUUCAAAGUGUAUGAUCAUGGGAGCUGCAGUUUCCACAGUUUACUAUAAUCUUAAGCUCAAACACCCUACGAUUGAUAUGCCGAUUAUUGAUUAUGACUUGGCAUUGCUCAUUCAGCCUAUGUUAAUGCUUGGAAUUAGUAUUGGAGUCGCUUUCAAUGUGAUCUUUGCAGAUUGGAUGGUCACAGUUCUGCUUAUAACUCUAUUCACAGGCACUUCAACCAAGGCCUUCUUGAGAGGUGUUGAGACAUGGAAGAAAGAGACAAUUAUUAAAAAGGAGGCUGCCCAACUGCUAGCACCAGAUGGAAGUGGACAAGUAGAGUACAAGCUUCUUCCUGGUGGACCUAGCAAUGGCAGUCAAGACAGAUCCAAAGAAUCUUCUCGGAAAGAGGUCUCUAUAAUUGAGAAUGUUUAUUGGAAGGAAUUUGGACUCCUUUGUUUUGUUUGGGUUGCUUUUCUUGCUCUUCAAAUCACAAAGAAUUAUGCAACAACUUGUUCAACUCUAUACUGGGUGGUGAAUCUGUUGCAGAUCCCAGUUUCUGUAGGGGUAUCUAUGUAUGAAGGUAUAGGGCUAUACAAAGGGUGGAGACAGAUUUCAUCUAAGGGUUAUUCAGGCCCCUCCAACUUGAGAACAGGGCAAUUGAUUGCUUACUGCUGCCUUGGGAUGGUUGCUGGUGUUGUUGGGGGGCUGCUUGGCCUAGGUGGAGGGUUCAUUAUGGGUCCCCUAUUCUUGGAACUGGGUAUCCCUCCACAGGUUUCAAGUGCCACAGCCACUUUUGCCAUGAUGUUUUCCUCAUCGAUGUCUGUUGUAGAAUAUUACCUUCUCAAGCGUUUCCCGGUUCCUUAUGCUCUCUAUUUCACUGCGCUCGCAACUCUUGCUGCUGUGGUUGGGCAACACGUAAUCCGGAGGUUGAUUGCAGGGUUUGGAAGGGCAUCAUUGAUUGUAUUCAUUCUGGCCUCCACAAUUUUCGUGAGCGCAAUUUUGCUAGGCGGGGUUGGGGUCUCGAACAUGAUAGGGAAGAUUCAUCGCCACGAAUACAUGGGCUUUGAAAACCUCUGCAAGUAUGAUCCUUGAAAUGCAUCAUUUCUACACAUCAUUUUUUCUCUCUCAAAAGAAUAUGAGAGAAUUAGUUGUGAUUCAAGAACAAGUCCAGAUGAACGACGAUAUGUGGCUUGAUUUGUUGGGUUUGUGGAGGCUGGAUAUGUUUGGAUCCGAUUAGGAUUGGCGCAGUUUAUUUUUAGCCCGUUUGUUUCUUGUUUCUUGGGGAACAAGUUUCGUAGCCUUAGGUUUCUUCCUAUAUAUACGCAUCUUGUACUUGUAAUUCCUGAGACACAACAAGUGAAUAAAAUUCUCUUGUUGCAGCCAUGGAUUAGAGAAUCCGAAUCACGUUAAAUUCUUGUGUGUCGUUUGUGUUCCGUUCUCUCUUGAUUCUCACAGAUAUUUGUGCGGGUUGUGUGUAAUUUCCAACAUGAUUCAGAAUUAGUUGCACCAUAGUAGCUGUUAGGUUCUCAAUAGAACCAUAGUGUUUGAUUGGCCUCCAUUGGAAUGCCCACUUUGUGGCUGCUGUGAUAUGAUUUU